AUUCGCGCACUUUUAUGAGCGAUUUCUCCUUUACUAAAACGAUUUGGACCGAGAUACUUCCGGAACAAUCUAUUAAAGGUAUAAUAUUUUAUUUAAACUCAACUUGUUUUGGGACUGGAGUUCCCCUUUAAGGAAGAUUUUGGUAUAUGUUUUAUCUGGGAGAAAAAUCUGAGUGCAUGCAUGAUAUGCCAAUGCAAAAAGGGGUUUCAAGAGGACUCAGAAAAUGCCCAAUUUCCUUAGAUUGUUUGACGGGGUUUCAAUACUAACAAAUGCAAUCCAAAUUUAUCAGCAUCUCACAUACCAUUACUUAUUUCUUUCUUUCUUUAACUAAAGUUGAAGGUGGAGAUAUAACCAGAUUGGAAAUAACUGGACCACUAAAAAACUGCAACCGAGCACAUUGCCUUAUCGGACAGCGUCUAGUAAGCUCUUUUUCUUGUCCAUGAUUGAUAUGAAUUAAAUUAUUUCAAAAUUGAUACUAAAUACUAAAAUGAAUAAAUUUACAAUUUAAGACCUCCUAUAAGGACAAGAUCGCCAAUAAGGACAUUAGAUAUGGAUCUGGAGGCAAGACGCAAUUUGUUUGCUUCGACUUCAAAGAUGAAAGUGAACACUUUAAGUUAAUGCCAGAUGGACGUGCUCCCAAACUGGAUGGUUUCAUUCAAGGACCAAGAUAUAGAAUUAAAUCUGAGACUGACGAUGACUCUCAGGUACUUUACAUUAAUGUUAAUAAAACCGCAGAUCUUUUGUCAGCUCUUUUUAUGAUUAAAUAUUAGAAACUAAUUAAAAACAAAGUCGUAUAUUACCCUUACGAAAAUCAACACUAUUUUAACCCUAUUUUAUCCCUAUUUUACUUAAUUCUAUUUUAUUCCUAUAGAAAAGCUAUUUUAUUUUUAACCCUAUCAUAUUGCUAUCACAUAUACAAAUCCUAUAUUAAACCUAUUAGAACUCUGUUUUAAUUGUAUUUUAUAGCUAUUAUAAAUAGGUUUUUUUGAAACAAAAAAUAGCCUAUUUUAAAUAGAUUUUAUUUUUCUGAAUCGGUGAAGCACAGAUUAAAAUAGGUUUAAAAUAGGAUAAAAUAUAUUUAAAAUAGAGUGCAAAAUAGAAAUAAAAUAAUAAAGUAAAGUGAAAUAUUGGUAAUAAAAUAGAUUUUAAAUAUACAUAAAAUAGGUAAAAAAUAGUACGAAAUGAAAGAAAUGUCCUUGCAAGUGGAAGCACUGCAUGGGAUGACCAGUGUAGGCAACAGUUGAAGCCUCCCCCUUUUCUCACCCUCCGCCCCUCACCCCCCUUCCAUUAUUAAUGAUUGGUCCCUUAUCUGUGUAACUAUAAAAUACGGUUCUAUUUUAUUUCAUUUUGCUAACUAGGAAAAUUCAGAAUGUUUUAAUUUAAAUAGACUAUUUUAUACAUAUCUGCAAAUUGUAAUCCGGAAUCCCGGUAAAUGUAAAAUAGGAUUAAAAUAGUGUAUUUUAUUAUAUUUUGCAAAUUAGGGAAAGUAAAUAGGUUUAAAAUAGUAUAUUUUAUCCCUAUUUGAAAAAUGUGGCAGUUUUAAAAAUGUGCAAUAGGUUUAAAACAGUCUAUUUUAUUCUGUUUUGCGUAUUCUGAAAAAUAAAUAGCUUUAAAAUACUAUAUUUUAUAUCUAUUUUAAUUUAUGUAAUAUUCUGCACGUGCAAAAUAUGUUUAAAAUAGUCUAUUUUAUUGUUAUUUUGCUAACUAUGAAAGAAAGAUAGGAUUAAAAUAGUAUAUUUUGUUCCUGUUUGAAAUUUGUGCAUUUAACUUCCAAUGUAAAAUAGGAUUUAAACAGCCUAUUUUAUUUUAUGAGUUUAAAAAUAGUGUAUUUUAUAUCUAUUUUAAUUUCUAACUGCUUUCUGGUAAAGUAAAAUAGAAUUUAAAUAGGCUAUUUUAAACCUAUUUUUUCUUUGAGGCUCUGGAAAAUAGUAUUAAAAUAUGCGAUUUUAUUUCUAUUAUCUAUAAAAAUAGGAAUAAAAUAAAAUAAAACAUUAAUAAAAUAUGGCUCUUUCUUUUAGUGAAAUAUUAUGAUAGAAUUAAAAUAGGGUUGCCUCUGAAUAAAAUAGCAUAAAAAUAGGGAUGAUAGUAAUAAAAUAGUUUUAAAAUAGCAAUAUAAUAUAGUUAUUUUCGCAAGGGUAUACUAUUCAAUGGUGGUGAAUUUAUUAAUUUUAUGUUUCAAGCAUGGAUGUGCAGUUUCGCACAAUUGCGGUAGUUAAUAUAGUAAUAUAGUAAUUUUGGAAACGAUAAUAUAUGAUAAUUAAUUUAGUAAUGUAGUAAUGUAGAAUUGCGUUCAUUGCGUAAUAUAAUUAGUCAAGCGACAUAACUCCACAGUAUAUCGAUGUAUACAAAUAAUUAGGAAUUCCGUCAGUCUAGCCUGUUACGUUCGUCUAUUAACAAGACCGGCGCUCUGGUGUAUGCGCGUCAAGUAGCUAGGUUACGAAAGGGUUUAAAAUAACUGAAUUUAUUAUAAGUAAUAGCAUGGCAUUCAGAGCGAUUAGUAUGCUAUUUCUCAACACUCGCAUUCAUGCUCAGUUUGAUAAGGUAUGGUAAUUUUGAUCAGCGUCCUAAGCCAAGCUGAAAGCUUGGCUUAGAAUUGCGGCGCACGACUCAUUUGAAUUUGUGGGUGGGUGGGUGGGUCGUUUGCCACUUGCCUCUCAAAAUGUGGAACUGAACAAGAGCGAGCGUCUGGGUGUUGUCCGCACCUUUAUAGCUACAUCAGUCACCCAUGCACAUAAUGUAUGCAAUACGUUUCAUAACAACUUUGUUUUAGCCGUAAUUUGUUUUCGCAUAUCAUUACGAGUGUUGAGAAUAGUAUACUAUUUCUCAACACUCGCAUUCAUGCUCAGUUUGAUAAGGUAUGGCAAUAUUGAUCAGCGUCACUGCCUAACCUGGUAUCUCCUGUUCGUGUGGGCAGUCUUUUACCAUCCCUACACCUAAAUAAAACAUCCUAUACAUACACUUAACCCAAUACUCAUUCCUUAAUUCCCCCAAACUCAUUUUCCGUUUGCUGUUUUAUUCCAGCAAUAUACAAAGAUACCAACAUAGAUAGUACAGAAAAUCAAGCACAAUUACGAUAUGAAGUAAACAGAGAUAUUUGAACAUGUACGGUAGCGUUUCAAUAGGGCUACUUUAGGAAAUGUUAGUGAUGUUCGUAGGAAACGCUGACACAAAUCGUUGUAAGUGAUUUACAUCUUGCCAUGGAUUGACCACAUUUCCUGCAUUGCCAGAAGCUAAAAGAGCUGAAGCACCCUCUGGAUGCAAGACCUUAGUAAAUUGCAUAUAAUGCAGAGCUGUAUGACGGCGUGCCCAACCCACGUGCUGCAUGAUUUCCGACAAAUCGGCACCAGUAAGCGCAAGAGUAAUAGCACAACCAGCUCUGAAACCAUGCAACGUCUCUCCCUCAUCAGACCCCGUGUACCCCAAGUAAAGUUUCAAGCGGGCUUCUGCGGCAGAAGACGUAAAUGGAGAAUCCUGAAUGCCUCCUUCAGGGGUCGUCAGUCGAAAGAGAUACCCGCGAGUGAGGUCGACCUUCAUUUGACGAGCAACAUCCAUGUAUUGCUCAAUACCACGAAUUGGAGAAAUCGUCGUAUGUGGAUUGCGACGUACACCAAAGACAUUCUAAUCACCAUCACGCAGUGUCUUGCCCCAAAUAUGAUUGAAAAGCAUGCCAUCAUCAUUGGGAAAGCGCAGGAUUUCUGGAACUUUUACCUGGCCAAGGUCGCCAGGCCUAUCACCACUAAAAAAACGCCAUUUUGAAAUAGGCCUGAUCGCGAGCCACUAGAAAACGCUCGAUUUGUGAUUUAGAAGACUCCAACUUCCGCUGGAGAUGCAAAGACAACUGAGUUAACUUGUUGACAAAAAUGGGGUAGCUUGCUGGGGCGUAGUCCCUGCUUGUAACUGUUCGGCAGUCACUAGACGGAGAUAAUCUUCAACGGAUCUAUCCGCAGCAGGAUUACCUAAACCUAAACGUUUAUCCCGUCAAGAAAAUAUGAUCAUAUCCGGAUUUGUCAUCCAAAGCAGUUUGGUAAGAAUCGUUACUCACAUAACGCGGAAGGUCUCGCAAGGAAUCGAACUUAAACGGCUUAUCUUUCAUCCAAAGAUUGAGAAAACGCGCGUCAUAACAAAGACGUGGCUUGCGGGGCUCAACGGUGAGAGGCAGCACUAGAUGAGGAGGUUCAGCCUCACCAACCCGCCCAAUUAAUUUGAAAGCACCUAUUACAAGGCGCUCAACGAUGGGCUGUCCAAUAAAAUCCCGAAACUGUGCACAUAUCUUAUUAUUUGGAAACCUUUUCGGUGGGAAAUCGGAAUCAUUAGACUCUUGUUGAAAAAUUCCCUUAAAAUGCUGAAAAUAGGGAAAAACGGAAACCUGAUUGUUAAUCCAAUUUAAAACUUCCUGAUGAUCGUGGGAAGAAUUUCUCUCCGCAAUCUAUGUCCAAAACUGUGCAUAACGAUGAAGUUCCCCGGCGUGAAAAGUCUGUGGAUCUCGUAUGGCUAAUGUGUUGACAUCCCCAAUAGCGAUACCAUUUUCCACAUUGCUGGACAAGAGAAUGAUUGGGCGUCAUACCCUCACCGACAGAAAUGGGGUCCCCAAGAGCAUUGACCCAGCGCAACACACAGUUCUGCCGGAUCGAUUCAUUUACUUCGCAGUCAAAUAUAAUACUGGCCGUACCUGGGUGAGGUAACAGUAUCUAAAACAGGAACAAACAAUCAACAAUGCCUAAAGCAGACCCCAACAAGUCGGCAAGGAUAUGAUCGCAACGACCCCGCGAACGCAGUGAGGGCUGAUUGAGAUACCCCUUUUCAAAGCUUUCAUAUCCUAGGACUGUAGUAAAGCAAUGGAAAAACAACUAAUAAAACCUCCCCCCCCCCAAAAAAAAAAGUGAAUCAAAAUAAUAUGUGCAACAAUAAAUAACAAAUUAUCAUAAUACAACUCUCGUCAUGUUUAAAUUAUUAUCGAGACAUAUAAGUCAUCAAUCCACACAAAUAGUGUAUUAAAGUCUGACAUUUGUGUCUAGAUGCUAACUACAGAAACCACACAACACAUGACGCACAAUAGCACAGUUCAUUUUGCCUGUGAUGAGGAGGCGUCAGAGACUGGUGGCGUUCUGCGACGGGUUUCGUCGUCACGUUUCUUGAGUAUACACUGAGCUUGAAAAUGUCCAAAUCGCUGACAAUAAAAGCAUCUCCCAACAUUUCGACGAUAUGGAAAAAGGCGAUUUGAAGUGUUGACAUUAGAUCCUUGUGGUAUUUCGCGAGAACGACUCUGAAAUCGCUUGUCCACUUUGGCGACAAUAUCAAAGAUACGUUCAUGAUCUUUAUCACCUAACAAACGCUAGAGUAAACUACGAAAUUGCUCCGUCGAGACAGACAUCUUGGCACGUAACGUUUGGUAGACCAUACGGUGAUUCGCAUGCUUCGCAUGUUUCUGUUCUUGCGAGACAUUAUUCAAAUUUUCCACCAUGUCCAAAGCCUCGAAUUUAUUAAACUCGGACAACGGACGUGAAGCGUACGUCAUAAUCUUAAUAAUCACAUUCUCCACAGUUGCCUUAGUAAACACAUCAACGCUUUGCCGCAAAGCCUUGAACUCGGCUUUCAAAGUCGAGAUAGCAUAAUACAGAAAAUGAUAUAAAUAUAAUACCGUUUGUUUGACCUGGGCGAAACGCCGCCUACAAUUUACUAACGAACGCUCGCCGUUAGCGAAUCCUCGCCCACAUUUACCAACGAAUCUAGUACUUGGCAAACCCUCGCCAACAUGUGACUGACGAAAUCUCGCCCUUGGCGAAUUCUGGCCCAUAUGUUACUGACGAAAUCUCGUCCUUGGCUAAUUCUCGCCCACAAUUUACGGACGAAAUCUAAUCCGUGACGAAUUCUCGCCCAUACUUUACUGACGAAAGCUCGUCCUUGGCGAAUUCUCGCCCACAUUUUACUGACGAAAUCUCGUCCUUGGCGAAUUCUCGCCCACAUUUUACGGACGAAAUCUCGUCCUUGGCGAAUUCUAUUCACAUUUUACUGACGAAAUCUCGUCCUUGGCAAAUUCUCACCCACAAUUUACGGACGAAAUCUCAUCCAUGGCGAAUUAUCGCCCAUACUUUACUGACGAAAUCUUGUCCUUGGCGAAUUCUCGCCCACAUUUUACUGACGAAAUCUCGUCUUUGGCGAAUUCUCGCCCACAUUUUACUGACAAAUUCUCGUCCUUGGCGAAUUCUCACCCACAUUUUACUGACGUAAACUCGUCCUUGGCGAAUUCUCGCCCACAAUUUACGGACGAAAUCUCAUCCGUGGCGAAUUCUCGCCCAUACUUUAGUGACGAAAUCUCGUCCUUGGCGAAUUCUCGCCCACAUUUUACUGACGAAAAUCUCGUGCUGGGCGAAUUCUCGCCGACAUUUGACUGACGAACUCUCGUCCUUGGCGAAUUCUCACCCACAUUUUACUGACGAAAUCUCGUCCUUGGCGAAUUCUUGCCCACAAUGUACUGACGAAAUCUCGUCCGUGGCGACUGCUCGCCCAGAUUGUACUGACGAAAUCUCGUCCUUGGCGAAUUCUCGCCCACAUUUAACUAACAAAAGCUCGUCCUUGGCGAAUUCUCGCCCACAUGUUAAGAACGAAAUCUUAUUCUUGGCGAUUCUCGCCCACAUUUAAAUGACGACAACUCGUCAUUGGCGAAUUCUCACCCACAUGUUCCUGACGAAAACCCGUCCUUGGCGAAUUCUCGCCUAUUCUUCAUAACUAUGUAAUGUAUAAUCAAGCAGAAGUAUGCCAAAUAUGUGGUGAAUACCCAUUAUAAACGACAAGGGUGUGAACAAAUUCGGGUGAGUCGUGCUGUUUUCGUUUGCCACUUGCCUCUCAAAAUGUGGAACUGAACAAGAGCGAGCGUCUGGGUGUUGUCCGCACCUUUAUAGCUACAUCAGUCAUCCAUGCACAUAAUGUAUGCAAUACGUUUCAUAACAACUUUGUUUUAGCCUUAAUUUGUUUUCGCAUAUCAUUACGAGUGUUGAGAAUAGUGAUUAAAUUGUACCCGAAAGCCGAGAGAGGUUUGGUAAAAGUCCCGAGGCGCGUAGCGCCGAGGUACGUUUACUGAACCUCUCGAGGCUUGAGGGACUUUUCAUCACUAAUCGACCGUAAUGCCAUGCUAUUACUUUGUAAUAUCAUAGUUGCCAAGGGAAUCGCGCGUGGUGUGUUGCCUGUUUUGAAUGCUGUUUGAUUGUCUUAUGAUUGUGGUACGAACACUUUUCAUAUAUACGCACGCGCAGAAACACAUCUCCGUGUUCAUUCGUUUUAGGGAUACGCAUAAACGGAAUUUUGUCCCACAAAUGUAAUGUUCAAGAUUAGGGAAUAAAAGCUGGCAAAGUGAUUGUUCGAAUGCGUACGGGACGGUGUCGUCAGAUACUGUCCAUAGUUGUGCCGAUGAUUUUCGAUGAGGUACAGCUCUCCAAUCAGAGGUAAUGAGGUACGCUUUUGUCUUCUAAAUUUCCCUCAUCAAGCAUGCAGGCGAAAAUUAGAAGACAAAGAAAUCCUUUGUUUUCAACUAAAUUUCCCUCAUCAAGCAUGCAGGCGAAAAUUAGAAGACAAAGAAAUCCUUUGUUUUCAACUAAAUUUCCCGGGUAAAUUUAGUUGAAAACAAAGGAUUUCUUUGUCUUCUAAUUUUCCCUUGCAUGCUUGAUGAGGGAGAUUUAGAAGACAAAAGCGUAUGCAUGGGUAAUGAGGUAAAUUAGUGAUUAAUCGUACCUCGCGAGACAAAGGAUUUCGAGGCAACUAUGGUAUUAAGUAUACAUAUAUACAUAUAUAUAUAUAUAUAUAUAUAUAUAUAUAUAUAUAUAUAUAUAUAUAUAUAUAUAUAUAUAUAUAUAUAUAUAUAUAUAUAUAUAUUUUAUGAUAUUUAUGAUACACAAAAAAAUGCACGUUGGUAUUGCAUGCUAAAGUUACUUUGAAGGUUUACUUUGUAUAUUCCCAUGUGCAACACACAAAAUUUAAUUUAUUAACAAUUUUUUGUUUUAAUUCUUUUAUUUAAUAAUGUCUUAUAUGUUCUGCUUGACCUGCAGGUGGUAAUUUGCACAUUGGAUACUCCGUCUUCAACUUUAAUAAGAUAUAUCUUUCUAUACAUAGGAUCACAACACAGUAGUAACCACCGAUUUUUUAUAUCUUUUUUCAGGGCGAAAUCAGUGACAAGACAAUCACAGAAAUUAAAAAGUGUCUACUCACUCCAUUAGAAAUUUUGAACAAAUCAGAGAAAGAGAAACACAUGAUAGUUGACUUGUGGUGUCAUUUUGGAAAAGUCUUUGUUUCUGGCGUUGAUGAAG
This is a messenger RNA of Paramuricea clavata, 8297 nucleotides long. The record is from the annotation of a GenBank genome assembly. Lineage: Eukaryota; Metazoa; Cnidaria; Anthozoa; Malacalcyonacea; Plexauridae.